GCCGCCAUGCUUUUGCGGGGCGGUCCCCACCUGUCAUCUUCGUGCGUGGCUCUGACCCUAUCCCUAGGACUGUUAGAAGACAUUCCGCUGUCAACAUGGUUGUGUGUUGCCACCACUCUGAGAGCAGCGCUCAAGGACACCAGAAGGACUGAGAGGGGCGCACACCACUGCUUCCAACAGUUUGGACGGCUUAUGGACGUGGGAGAGGGCGAGCUGGACGGCAGCCUCCGUCUUGUUCCUCUUCUGGGGUUCCGCCACCUCGCGGCGUCCCCAACCGCUAACUGCGCCCCGCUUCUGCCCGCGGCCCCGCCCCGCGCUCGCGGCUAGCCGCCCUGACCGGCAGCUGGCUCGAGGCCCCCCCCCAGGAGGCCGCCUCCCCCAGGCCGCCCGCCCGGCCCGGUGGGUGGCCGCGGGGCCGCCUCUGCCGGUCGUGAUUCGACGACCUUGGCCCGGAGGCUCUAGCGGGGACCCACCCCCGGCGGCGGCGGCGCGGACUUCGCCCAGCGCGGGGAACGGAGCGGAAGGUGUGUCCGCCGACGGGCCGCAGAGAUGUUGGCCUUCGCUGCCAGGACCAUGCCCGGGCAAGUGGCUGCCUCUUGCUAGGUUCUGCUCACCCACUUGGUAGCACAGUUAGGCUUAGAGAUCCAGCCCAAGGCAGACAGACAGGGCUCAGAACCUCAGUCCUGCCAUGGAGGACGGGCAGCAGAAAGAGAAGGUGAAGCCCCUGGGCUUCCUCAAGCGCCCCUCCUUGACGACGGUUUCCAGUCGCUUUAAGAUGCACCAGGACUCGCUACCCCGGCUGCCUGUGCCCCCGCUCCAGCAGACCCUGGACCAUUAUCUCAAGGCGCUGCAGCCCAUCGUGAGCGAGGAGGAGUGGGCCCAAACCAAGCAGCUGGUGGAAGAGUUUCAGACGGCAGGGGGCGUAGGGGAGCGCCUGCAGAAGGGGCUGGAGCGCAGGGCCAGGAAGAUGGAGAACUGGCUAUCCGACUGGUGGCUGAAAACAGCCUAUCUGCAGUACCGCCAGCCCCUGGCCAUCUGCUCCAGCCCUGGUGUGGCACUGCCCAGGCAGGGCUUCGUGGACCGGCAGGGCCAGCUCCGGUUCGCUGCCAAGUUAAUCGAGGGUGUUUUGGAUUUCAAGGCCAUGAUUGAUAAUGAGACCCUGCCCAUGGAGUACCUGGGGGGAAGGCCACUGUGCAUGAACCAGUACUACCAGAUCCUGUCCUCCUGCCGCAUACCGGGCCCAAAGCAGGAUUCAGUCACCAACUUCAGCAAGACCAAGAAGCCGCCCAUGCACAUCACCGUGGUGCACAACUACCAGUUUUUUGAACUGGAUGUGUACCACAGCGAUGGGACGCCCCUGACCUCGGAUCAGAUCUUUAUGCAGCUGGAGAAGAUCUGGAACUCGUCGCUGCAAACCAACAAAGAGCCCGUGGGCAUCCUCACCUCCAACCACCGCAACUCCUGGGCCAAGGCAUACAGCACCCUCAUCAAAGACAAGGUGAACCGGGAGUCAGUGCGCUCCAUCCAGAAGAGCAUCUUUACCGUAUGCCUGGACGCACCCACACCUCGGGUCUCGGAAGACAUGUACCGCAGCCAGGUGGCUGGCCAGAUGCUGCACGGGGGUGGCGGCAAGCUCAACAGUGGCAACCGCUGGUUUGACAAGACGCUACAGUUCAUCGUGGCAGAAGAUGGCUCCUUUGGGCUCGUUUAUGAGCAUGCAGCAGCAGAGGGACCCCCCAUCGUCGCCCUUGUGGACCACGUCAUUGAGUUCACGAAGAAGCCCGAGCUCGUGCGGUCUCCCAUGGUGCCUCUGCCCAUGCCCAAGAAGCUGCGGUUCAACAUCACCCCCGAGAUCAAGAGUGACAUUGAGAAGGCCAAGCAGAAUCUCAGCAUCAUGAUCCAGGACCUGGACAUCACGGUGUUAGUGUUCCACCACUUUGGAAAGGACUUUCCCAAGUCGGAGAAGCUGAGCCCAGAUGCCUUCAUCCAGAUGGCACUACAGCUGGCCUACUACAGGAUCUACGGGCAGGCGUGCGCCACCUACGAAAGCGCCUCUCUGCGCAUGUUUCACCUGGGCCGUACCGACACCAUCCGCUCGGCCUCCAUGGACUCACUGACCUUCGUCAAGGCCAUGGAUGACCCUGAUGUGACGGAGCACCAGAAGGUGGAGCUGCUGCGGAAGGCCGUGCAGGCCCACCGAGCCUACACCGACCGGGCCAUCCGUGGGGAGGCCAUUGACCGGCACCUGCUGGGCCUGAAGUUGCAGGCCAUCGAAGACCUGGUGAGCAUGCCCGACAUCUUCAUGGACACCUCCUACGCCAUCGCCAUGCACUUCAACCUCUCCACCAGCCAGGUUCCCGCCAAGACAGACUGUGUCAUGUGCUUUGGGCCCGUAGUCCCAGAUGGCUAUGGUGUCUGCUAUAACCCCAUGGAGGCGCACAUCAACUUCUCCGUGUCGGCCUACAACAGCUGUGCGGAGACCAACGCGGUCCACCUGGCGCACUACCUGGAGAAGGCGCUCCUGGACAUGCGCACUCUGCUGCAGAGCCACCCCCGGGCCAAGCUCUGAGCCCUGCCGCGCGGGCCUCUGCCGCUGCCACAGCCAAGCCGCUCGGGCUGGGCCGCCCUCCCAGCUUCACUCCUUCGCUCCCCCUCCCUCUGGCCCCCGCACACCUGACCGAGUCAGGGGUGGCAUCCCCCAGUGGAGCCUUCAGGGCUGAGCCGAGUGCCUUCCACGGGUCCUCACCAGCACCCAGGCUGAGUCCAGAAGCUGAGCAGGAGAUCAGCCCAGGGGCCCAGCAUCUCACCGCCGCGGCCUCCUCCUGGGAAAGGAACCAGCCGAGCCCAUCCCUUGUCAGGGUGGGGACUGGGAAGUCCCUUUCCCACUAGCUCAGCCCCGUUCCUGCCAUGUGCAUGGCCAGGCAGGGGUCUGUACCCUGAUCCCUAAGCUCCCAGGGACCUAGAGACAGGAUUACCUGGAGCUGGGGGCCUCUAGGCCUCCCCAGGGCUGAGGGGCCAGGGCGUGAGGUGUGCUGGUGGAGGGGAAGCCCACCCUGUGUCCCAGCACCGGCCCCCGUGGCUCCGCGCUCUUCUGGAUGAGGCGGGUCACAGGGCCCAGCUCUCUUGCUUCCACGCAGCUUGAUUCCUGAAUCACGUCCUGGUUGUAUAAUGGUAACGUGAGGCAGUUAAUAAAGAGGAAAUUUGUUGG
Messenger RNA from Hippopotamus amphibius kiboko, 3208 nucleotides. It is a transcript of the gene CRAT, whose product is annotated as carnitine O-acetyltransferase. The record is from RefSeq and is a predicted model, not a curated record. Gene Ontology annotation, molecular function: carnitine O-acetyltransferase activity. Gene Ontology annotation, cellular component: peroxisome. Gene Ontology annotation, biological process: carnitine metabolic process, CoA-linked. The coding region runs from base 689 to 2569 and encodes 626 amino acids. The transcript is spliced from 15 exons. Lineage: Eukaryota; Metazoa; Chordata; Mammalia; Artiodactyla; Hippopotamidae.